CCAUUACGGGGUUCACUGUCAUUCUAGGAGAAGGCAUACCGAGUCUCGUUUUCUUAAUACUUACUUUGUUAUAGAAUUCAAAAAGAAAAGAAAAUGCGCCGUUUCGAACGAAUAUACGACGUGGUUGAACCUGUCGAAGAGUAUCGUCCAGGAGGCUACCAUCCAGUACAACUUAAAGAUGUUCUUCAUUCAAGAUACGAAGUCAUUGGAAAGCUGGCCUUUGGCCAAAGCUCGACUGUGUGGGCUGCAAAGGACAGAAAGAUCCAGCGACAGGUCGCACUGAAGAUAUUGAAAGCAGACGCAUCCUCGGAAAACAGAGAGCUUGGAAUUCUUCUGAAUCUGGCAUCCUGCGAUUUAGACCAUCCUGGAAGAGCGCAUGUCAUUGAACUGCUCGAUCAUUUUUAUCAUCAAGGCCCUAACGGAACUCACUUGUGUCUCGUUCUACCUGUUAUGGUAUCCGACGGCAGCUCAAUGACAGUCAGUGGCAAGCCGCAUAGCUCAGGAUAUGUGCGAACUAUCUGCCGGCAGCUUCUCCUGGGUACUAUUGACUUCCUUCACCAUCUAGGUAUAGUUCAUUGUGAUCUCAAGCCAGCUAAUAUAAUGUUCUCGGUCUCUACAAAUGACGAAGGGUUCCUGCAACCGCCGGAAUUUUGCCCUGUUCAAUGGCUGGAAGGGGUGGCGAGAGAUGAUAGCGCCCCGAGAUAUUUGAUGCCUACGCAGAGACCUCGAGGCUAUUUAGAUAAUGCCUGUUUCUCGACACUUACCCUGAAGAUUGGUGAUUUCGGCGCUGCUCAAUGGGCUCAACAAUGCAAUCAGCGCCCAGCGACACCGACAGCUUUGCGUGCUCCUGAGAUAAUAAACCAAGAGAAAUGGGAUAUGAAUAUUGAUAUCUGGACUUUGGGUUGUUCAAUAUUUGAACUAGCAACAAACGAGCCGUUAUUUCCUUUGGAUACCUUUGGUCUUACAGAGGCCGAAGUUGACCAAGACCACCGGUCUCUCAUUACCCAGAGAUUCUGCCCCAUCAGUCAGAAGGAUGGAGAUUUUCCAGAGUACCUACAGAAUAGGUUACAUAACACGUUCGGCGCCAAAAAUAAACAAGGAUUCGCCUCGUUCCUUUUGUUCAUGCUGCAGCUUAAUCCUCAGUGCCGACUGUCAGCGAAACGCCUCCUAACAGACCUCUUCUUGUUGGAUGAUUUCCAGGGCUGAGAGGCGUCAGUCAUGAGAGUGGAGUAUAGUCAGAGUAGUGGUUUAGAUAGAAUAGCCGUCUAGCUGCUCAGUGAGGAAUUGCCGAGAAAAACACUUUGGAC
Messenger RNA from Penicilliopsis zonata CBS 506.65, 1307 nucleotides. RefSeq lists its product as hypothetical. The record is from RefSeq and is a predicted model, not a curated record. Gene Ontology annotation, molecular function: protein kinase activity; ATP binding. Lineage: Eukaryota; Fungi; Ascomycota; Eurotiomycetes; Eurotiales; Aspergillaceae. The transcript has 5 exons. Gene Ontology annotation, biological process: regulation of mRNA processing; spliceosomal complex assembly; protein phosphorylation. The coding region runs from base 94 to 1206 and encodes 370 amino acids.